AUGCUGUGCUCGCUAGGGGGCAGUGUAGAUAUUUACUUGCGCGCUGUCAAAACACGGAAAUAUCAGCAAGGACCAGCCUGUCCUGUAUUGUGACUUUGUACGAUAAACUGUUAAUGUUGUUCUUCUGAUUUGGACUGAAAACGAAAGUAAGUGUAAAUCUCCAUUAUCUUAAGACAGCAUGGAUGAGGACAUGACAGACGAGGGUUCGGAGGCCCUGCGACCGGACCUGACCUGUUCCGUGUGUAAGAACAUCUUCAAUGACCCUGUGCUCCUGCCGUGCUCACACUCCUUCUGUCGGGAAUGUGCACAGAGAAGCUGGAAGUUCAAUAAAAAGUGUCCGGCCUGUAGACAACCUUUUACCGAGGACCAAGCUAUUGCAAAUCGUGCUCUGAAAAAUGCCUGUGAGACUUUAGUAAGGCAGAUCAACCUGACAAAUCCCCCACAACCGAGUGAGUUUGUCUGUAACCUGCACUACAGGCCUUUAGAGCUUUACUGCGAGAAGGACGAAGAGCCCGUGUGUGUGGACUGUGCCAUUCUUCACAGUACGCACCGCCUGUUCAGCAUCAAGGAUGGGGUCCCGCGUUGUAAGAAAGAGCUGUUUGAUAAACUCGACAUAUUUGAAAAGAAGGUAGAUUUGCACAGAAAAAUGAAGCAUAGAUUUACCAAAGCAGUGGAUUAUGUAAAGCAACAAGCAGGAGAAGCAGAGAAACAGAUUAAAGAAGAAUUUGAAAGGCUCCACAAAUUUCUUUAUGCUGAAGAAAAUAAGCGACUUGAAGUCCUGGCCAGUGAAGAAAAGCAAAAGAUAACAACUUUACAAGAAAAGAUAUCUAAAACAGAAGAUAAUUUAAAAAGUCUUAAAGAACAUGUGGACAUUCUGAAUAAAGAGCUAGGAAAGGAAGACCUGCCCCUUCUGAUGAAUUUCCAGAAAGUAAAAAGAGAAGCUGAAUGGAAAAAAGGUGACCCCAAGAUUUCUCAUCAUGAUCUUCUGAAUAUGAGUAAACAUGUUGGUGCUUUAAGCUUCACUGUCUGGCAGAUGAUGAAAGAUUGUGUUAAAUAUAACCCAGUGGUUUUAGAUCCUAACACUGCUUCCCCUUGGUUGGCCCUGAGUCCAGACCUGACCAGCGUGAAAGAAAACCCAGAGCGACUCAGUGUCCCUGACAACCCCGAUCGCUUUGACCCGUGUGUCUUUGUCCUGGGGGCUGAAGGAUACACCUCUGGGAAACACAAGUGGGAGGUCUCCGUUGGAGAUAACCCCAAGUGGAUUGUGGGAGUGUGCAAAGAGUCAGUAGUGCGUAAAAGAAAGUUUACAGUUUCGACCAAUAGGGGUGUGUGGGCCAUAGGGCUCAGCAAAGGGGUAUACACUGCAUUAACACCUGAACGCCCAGAGCUCCCUGUAAAUCCACGUCCAGAGAAAAUCCGGAUUAAGUUAAACAUGGACAACCGUGAAGUGUCUUUUUGGGAUGCAAUGACAGCUAAAUUCUUGAUCUCUUUUAGUUUUGAUUUGGAAGAGAAUGAAAAAGUGUAUCCAAUUUUUGGUCCAGGACUUCACAGUACACCUAUGAUUCUAGCUCCAGGUAAAAUUGCUGUAUAUACAUCCUGACAGAAGUGGUCAUUUAAAAAUCAUACAAUGGAAAAAAUAGACCUGUCUAAAAACCCCAACGCAGAAAGUGAAAUUAACAAGGACACUGCAUUAGCACUAAUUAAACAUCACUAUAACAUUACUCGUGUAUUGUUAAUUUUAGUUUUAGUUCGUUUUUCUUCUCUUCUUUUUCUUUUUACAAUAAGCAUAGGGUGUUGAAAACAUUUCUAGUGCCUUCAUUAUUUUGUUUGUUGAAUGUAUUACCUAUAAGACCAGACUAAUUGUAAACUGUCCUGAUAAAUAAAUAUAUGAAAGGAAAAUGA
Messenger RNA from Boleophthalmus pectinirostris (great blue-spotted mudskipper), 1902 nucleotides. RefSeq names its product zinc-binding protein A33-like. The record is from RefSeq and is a predicted model, not a curated record. Gene Ontology annotation, biological process: protein ubiquitination. The transcript is spliced from 7 exons. NCBI's taxonomy places the organism in Eukaryota, Metazoa, Chordata, Actinopteri, Gobiiformes, Gobiidae. The coding region runs from base 179 to 1600 and encodes 473 amino acids. Gene Ontology annotation, molecular function: ubiquitin-protein transferase activity; zinc ion binding; protein binding.